GAGAGCAGUGUGGUGACACGAAUGCUUGUGAGGAGCUGUCAAGAAUUAUCGUAUUUCUUGACAAGACGCCGUCGCGUGCGGUGGUCUAGUAGUAAAUAACAUAAAUAUCAACAAAGUAUACGCAUUUAGAUUUAUAGACAAUCCGGAAACAAUAACAAAUAGUUGUUUAAUCAUUAUUAGUUUUAUGACGUAUGAAUUUCGAUAAUUGUGUGCAAUAGUGUUUUAGUGCAACAAAAUGGAUGACCCUAAUAGAAUGAUGGCACACGGCGGCGGUCUUAUGGCACCGCAGGGUUAUGGUCUCUCACCGAACGACGGAACCCCCACGGGGGAUGGGGAAGCGAGGAAACAAGAUAUUGGUGAAAUUUUACAACAAAUCAUGAACAUUACGGAUCAAAGUUUGGACGAAGCACAGGCCAGAAAACACACGCUGAACUGUCAUCGUAUGAAACCUGCUCUGUUUUCGGUGCUGUGCGAGAUCAAAGAGAAAACCGUACUGUCCCUACGAAAUACGCAAGAGGAAGAGCCUCCGGAUCCACAACUCAUGCGCCUGGACAACAUGCUGAUUGCCGAAGGCGUUGCCGGUCCCGAAAAAGGAGGCGGUGCCAACGCGGCGGCUGCAGCAAGCGCCAGUGCUGCGAGUCAAGGAUUUUCAGAUUACCUCGGCGGUCCAGGACAACCAGACAACGCUAUUGAACAUUCAGACUAUCGAGCCAAACUAGCACAGAUCCGACAGAUAUACCACCAGGAAUUAGAGAAAUAUGAACAGGCAUGCAAUGAAUUCACAACGCACGUUAUGAACUUACUACGAGAACAGAGCCGCACCAGACCCAUCACACCUAAAGAAAUCGAAAGAAUGGUACAGAUCAUACAUAAAAAGUUCAGUUCUAUACAGAUGCAGCUCAAACAAUCAACAUGUGAAGCAGUUAUGAUAUUAAGAUCUAGGUUUUUAGAUGCACGGCGUAAAAGGCGUAAUUUUAGUAAACAAGCAAGUGAAAUUUUAAAUGAAUAUUUCUACUCCCAUUUGAGCAAUCCAUACCCAUCAGAAGAAGCGAAAGAAGAGCUGGCUCGAAAAUGUGGUAUCACAGUUUCACAAGUUUCCAACUGGUUUGGAAAUAAACGUAUUCGGUACAAAAAGAAUAUAGGAAAAGCUCAAGAGGAAGCAAACUUGUAUGCUGCCAAAAAAGCAGCAGGAGCAUCACCUUACUCAAUGGGAGCUGCUAGUGGAACAGCGACACCCAUGAUGUCACCGGCACCUCCUCAAGACUCCAUGGGAUACUCUCUAGGAGGUGGUGGUUACGGUGACGCACCCCAAGGCUAUGGUGAUGGUUCCAUGGGCGGAUAUGAUCCUAUGCAUCAAGAUCUGUCACCAUAACUCGCCAAGAAACCAUUUGCAUCGAGAUAUUCUUCCCAUGAUGAUCUGUAUAAGAAUGAAGUGCUUCCACCACAGUAUAAAAGGCAAUUUUACACCACUGAUGUGAUAGGUCCUGAAGAUAUAAGAAACUCUGUGAAAAAUUCCAUCAAUGAAGGUUACAAGAAUGAUUUGUUCACCAUGCAGUCAUAUGAUAAUGAAAUGUUAGCUUUGGCGAGUAACGAAGAAAAAUCAAUUCCUCUGAAUUUGAAUAUGGGAUCUAAUAUGUUUAAUAGUACUGCGGAUUUUGGAUUUAGUUCUCACUCUGAAGAUUUAGAUAAGAAACUGAUCUUGUGCCCAAAAAGUGAACAAAUGUGAAAUAAUGCCAAGUGGUGUAGCAACUCAAUACUUACGUCAGAUCACAAUGUAUUUAAGCUUCUGAGUUUUAGUUAACCUAAUGAGUAUAUGUGGUUUUUAACUCUGUUUGUUGCUGUAUUGGAUAAAAAGUAUUUAAUUUUAAAUUUAGUAUAAAACGAUUCUAAACAUGUGAAAAAGUUUCGAUGUUACAAAUUACAGUUGCUUAUACAAAAAUAUCAUUAAAGCAAAAUGUGUGUGAUAAGUGAUUACUAUUUAAUUCGAUUGUGGGUUAUAGCUACUUAAUAAAAACAUUAGUAUAAUUUUAGAUACCAGUACAAUAUAAAGCGUUGAAGAACAGGAGUUAUCGACGAUUGCUGUGCAAAUUUAUGUUGACCAAGUGGCUGAAAAUUAUGUGGCAUCUCAAUUAAUGUAAGGUUCUUUUAUAUAAAUUAGUAAUAGAUAUUAUAUUUUUGUUUAUCAAAUUUAUUUUGAUUAUAAAAUGGUAGCUCCGGUAUCAAACUAACGAUAAGUUUACUGGAUAUACAAUUGUAAAAUAAACUGUUUCUAUUAUUAGAAGCUAAUCAAUGUUAAUUAUCU
Molecule: messenger RNA, 2302 nt
Organism: Ctenocephalides felis (cat flea)
Lineage: Eukaryota; Metazoa; Arthropoda; Insecta; Siphonaptera; Pulicidae
Gene: exd
Product: homeobox protein extradenticle
Exons: 6
Coding region: 236-1372 (378 amino acids)
Biological process (GO): embryonic organ development; neuron development; regulation of transcription by RNA polymerase II
Cellular component (GO): nucleus
Molecular function (GO): DNA-binding transcription factor activity, RNA polymerase II-specific; RNA polymerase II cis-regulatory region sequence-specific DNA binding
Source: RefSeq, a predicted model, not a curated record